AUGGGAGCCGUGAACACUGGACUGAGCUGGGUUGGAGUUGGGGGGACGCCCAGCACCUUCGAGGCGCCUCUCUGCGAAGUCGGGGCAGGGGCUGCUUCCACUCUGAAUUGUCACUUGGGCUCCAGUGGGAAAAUGUCAGGUAAAUACUUUACCUACAAGGAUCUCCUGUUUCUUGGAGGUUGUUGCUCUCCUGAAGCCCUACAGUUUAUUGAAGAAGAAUUCCAGGUACAAGAGGAUGAUAUCUUUAACGUCACCUUCCCUAAGUCAGGUUCUUUCUGGAUGACAGAGAUCUUGUGUCUCAUUCGUUCCAUGGGAGACGUUUCCUGGGUCCACUCUGUCCCCAACUGGGAACGAGUUCCUUGGAUCGAAGCAGCCUUUGGAUGGAAGAACCUACUGGCCUUGCCUCAACCCCGCCUGCUGUCCUCACACCUCCCAAUUCAGUUUUUCCCAAAAAGUUUCUUUCAGAGCAGAGCCAAGGUAAUCUACACAGCCCGAGACCCGAGGGACGUGUGUGCCUCCUUCUUUCACUUCUCCAAGAUAAUGAAAUUGUACCAAGAACCAGAGAGUUCGGAGGCCUUCAUAGAGGAGUUCCUCAGUGGAGCUGUGCCCUUUGGCUCCUGGUUUGACCAUGUGAAAGGCUGGCUGGGGCUCAAAGAACAGAGCAACUUUCUGCUGGUAACCUAUGAGGAGCUUAAGAAGGACAUUCGAGGCAGCAUAGAGCGCAUCGCCAAGUUCCUGGGGGUAGAUCUGAACAGGGCUGCCCUAGAGCAAGUGGUGGACAAUUGCAGUUUCCAGAAAAUGAAGGAGAACCCCAUGUCCAAUUUCAGCCUGCUGCCCCCUAAUUACAUGAACCACGGUCAGGGGACCUUCUACCGGAAAGGGGUCUGUGGGGAAUGGAAGAAUUUUUUAACAGUGGCUCAGAGUGAGCAUUUUGGCCGGAUUUACCAGGAGAAGAUGAAGGACUUCUCCGUCCACUUCCCCUGGGAGGACCCAGAGGUCAGGGGGACCCUGAAGUCAUGAUCUCCCAAUAAACUCAGACACAUGACUGGCCCUUCA
This is a messenger RNA of Gracilinanus agilis (Agile Gracile Mouse Opossum), 1056 nucleotides long. Its product is annotated as sulfotransferase 2A1-like. The transcript has 8 exons. Gene Ontology annotation, molecular function: sulfotransferase activity. Lineage: Eukaryota; Metazoa; Chordata; Mammalia; Didelphimorphia; Didelphidae. The coding region runs from base 1 to 1020 and encodes 339 amino acids. Gene Ontology annotation, cellular component: cytoplasm. Gene Ontology annotation, biological process: sulfation. The record is from RefSeq and is a predicted model, not a curated record.